AUGGAGACGAAUGAACAUGAACGAUCUCCUGAAGACCGUUCAAUCAGCGAAAAAGGCAGAACUGAUAUAACGUUUCAAGAAUUGCCGCAAUACCCCAAAUCAUACCCUGAUGAAAUUUUUCUGGUAGACUUCGACAAAAAUGAUCCUGAACGACCCAUGAAUUGGUCAAUCACUAAGAAGCUUGUGCACACAGCAUUGUAUGGAAUGACAACCUUUGCUGCUCAGUUUAAUAGUACAACAAUGUCACCUACCGCUGGACAUUUGACGAAUGCAUACCCCAUCGGUCAAGAGGUGGCUACGUUAGCUACGUCUUUAUAUGUCUUAGGAAUAGCUUUUGGUCCCAUGGCCUUUGCGCCUUUUUCAGAAAUGAAUGGGAGAAAGAUGGGAGUCUUUUUACCUUUUUUUAUAUCCAUGAUAUUUACAACAGGGACUGCUAGCUCAGAUAGUGUAGCAGCCAUUAUGUGCACUCGGUUUUUUUCUGGCUUUUUUGCCGGUGCGCCUAUUGUCUCCACAGGUGGUGUCUUGGCUGAUCUUUGGAACCCAGCACAAAGGGCCACUGCUUUGGUUUUUUAUGCGUUCUUUGUCGUUAGCGGCGCUGACUUUGGUCCUAUUAUUAGCAGCUUACUUUCGAAAGGUUCAGAUACAGCUUGGAGAUGGCCACUAUGGUUUAUGGUGAUUGUCCAGUCUGUUAUUUUGCUUGUUUGUAUGUUAGUCGUCGAUGAAACUUAUGUUCCUGUAAUUCUAGCUCGUAAAGCUCGAAAUCUACGUCUUUCUACAAGGAAUUGGGGGCUGCACGCUGCUCAUGAACAAUACAAGUUAGACGCAAAAGAGUUUGUUACCUUUCAUCUUUUGCGACCUUUUGCGAUGCUGGCAACGCCAAUUGUCUUUUUCAUAGCUCUAUUUGCUAGUUAUGUAUAUGGAAUCCUUUAUAUAGUUUUGACUACAAUUCCUUAUACAUUUUAUAUGUCAAGAAAUUGGCAGGGAACAGUUGGUACACUACCCAUGAUUGCAAUGUUUAUUGGUGUGCUAAUUGGCGGAACUUUUAAUAUUUUAUGGAAUAGAAAAUAUGCAAAAUUACUUUGGGAAAAUGGCGGUGAGCCUCUUCCCGAACAGAGAUUACCGUUGAUGAUGAUGGUAGGCUGGCUUAUGCCAGCUGGUAUAUUUAUUUUUUCUUGGACUUCAGAUGCCAAUAUCCAUUGGAUAGCACCGUUUAUUGGUAUAUCCAUGAUAGGUAUUGGAUUUUUCGUAAUUUUCCAAGGAUGCUUAAAUUACCUUGUGGACACGUUUACAAAGUUUGCUGCAUCGGCUAUUGCUGCGAAUACAUUUACGAGAUCGAUCUUUGGAGGUACUUUUCCAUUAUUUUCUCGUAUCAUGUUCAAGAAGUUAGGCGUUCACUGGGGUGGAACUUUAGUAGGAUUUAUUGCUCUUGGAAUGAUUCCAAUUCCUUUUAUACUAGAUAAUUUUCUAUUAGAAGCAGGAAUGCAACUUAACUAA
This is a messenger RNA of Schizosaccharomyces cryophilus OY26, 1494 nucleotides long. RefSeq names its product spermidine family transporter. Bases 1 to 1494 code for a protein of 497 amino acids. The transcript is spliced from 2 exons. NCBI's taxonomy places the organism in Eukaryota, Fungi, Ascomycota, Schizosaccharomycetes, Schizosaccharomycetales, Schizosaccharomycetaceae. Gene Ontology annotation, molecular function: transmembrane transporter activity. Gene Ontology annotation, biological process: transmembrane transport. The record is from RefSeq and is a predicted model, not a curated record.